Molecule: messenger RNA, 393 nt
Organism: Phyllostomus hastatus (greater spear-nosed bat)
Lineage: Eukaryota; Metazoa; Chordata; Mammalia; Chiroptera; Phyllostomidae
Product: protein S100-A10-like
Exons: 1
Coding region: 1-393 (130 amino acids)
Cellular component (GO): cytoplasm
Source: RefSeq, a predicted model, not a curated record
AUGCCGUCUCAGAUGGAACACGCCACGGAAACGAUGACGUUCACAUUUCACAGAUGUGCUGGGGAUAAAGGCUACUUAACAAAGGAGGGCCUGAGAGUGCUCAUGGAAAAGGAGUUCCCUGGAUUUGUGGAAAAUCAAAAAGACCCUCUGGCCGUAGACAAAAUAAUGAGAGACCUGGACCAAUGCCAAGAUGGCCGAGUGGGUUUCCAGAGCUUCUUUUCGCUAAUCGCUGGGCUCACCAUCGCGUGCAACGACUAUUUUGUAGUGCACAUGAAGCAGAAGGGAAAGAAGUGGGCAGCUGAGCAGCUACUUCCUCCCCAAGAAAGAGGUCUCCCAAGGGGUCGCUUAAGGAAUCUCUGCCCCACAGCUUCCCCCUGUAUGAGGACUUCAUGA